Messenger RNA from Folsomia candida, 396 nucleotides. RefSeq names its product hemocyanin D chain-like. Lineage: Eukaryota; Metazoa; Arthropoda; Collembola; Entomobryomorpha; Isotomidae. The record is from RefSeq and is a predicted model, not a curated record. The coding region runs from base 1 to 396 and encodes 131 amino acids. The transcript has 5 exons.
AUGACGGAGAUUGGCCUUUGGUAUUUGACGGCGUUGAGGUUCUCAAUGUCAAAAUGUGUAUAUAGAACAUAUAGAACCGUAAUUAUAAAAACAGACCUUAACACGAUUUUUUUGCAAAAUAUUUUACAGGAUAGUCAACGUGCUCGACGUGCAACGUUCCGAAUUUAUCUCGCCCCCAGAUUUGAUGAGAAGGGUCGGCGUUACGUUUUGGAAGAACAGAGACGGAGAUUCUUUAUUUUAGACAAAUUUACUGUUGCACUGAACCCUGGAAUGAACAAAGUGGUUCGGAACUCGGCCGACUCCUUGCUAACCAUUGAUUUUCCCCAAAGUUACCGGGAACUACAAACUGACGUAGCCAAUCAGACUCCAGAUUGUGGUAUAGAUUUUGCUCAUUGA